Molecule: messenger RNA, 1368 nt
Organism: Gamsiella multidivaricata
Lineage: Eukaryota; Fungi; Mortierellomycota; Mortierellomycetes; Mortierellales; Mortierellaceae
Product: kinase-like domain-containing protein
Exons: 6
Coding region: 1-1368 (455 amino acids)
Biological process (GO): peptidyl-threonine phosphorylation; peptidyl-serine phosphorylation
Molecular function (GO): protein serine/threonine kinase activity; ATP binding; protein serine/threonine/tyrosine kinase activity
Source: RefSeq, a predicted model, not a curated record
AUGCAGACCAAAGCCUCCUCGAGUUCGGCCAAUAUCUCAAAUCCAAUCAAUGCCUAUCCACCACCAUUGUACGGACAAGGUGGUAGUGCAUCAUCUGAAUCCAAGUCCUCGAGAAGCACGACCUCAGGCGUCAGUCCGUUCCCACCACUGUCGCCUUAUGCUGCCUUGAAGCUGUAUGCACCUUACUUGAGCAUGUAUGAGCGUGCUGAAAUCAGCGACUAUCCACAGGUCUACUACGUGGGCCAAAAUUGCCGACACAAGAAGCCGGCCAGCAUGGAGGCCAGCAACAGCAAUUUCGGUUACGAUGAUGAGCGCGGAGAUUACCUGAUUGUGAACCAUGACCAUCUUAUGUAUCGUUAUGAGGUCCUGGACAUGUUGGGCAAAGGAUCCUUUGGGCAGGUCGCCAAAUGCUACGACCACAAGACGGGCGAAUAUGUCGCUAUUAAGAUCAUCAGAAACAAGAAGCGUUUCCAUUGCCAGGCAGUUGUUGAGAUCAAAAUCCUUGACAAUCUAAACAAAUGGGAUCCCGAGGCCAAACAUAAUUUGAUCCGCAUGACCGACAACUUUUACUUUCGCAACCAUCUCUGCAUCGCAAGUGAACUGCUUUCUAUCAAUCUUUACGAAUUUAUCAAGAGCAACUCUUUCCAAGGGUUCAGUCUUGGACUCAUUAAGAGAUUUUGUACGCAAUUGCUGCAGUCAUUGGAUUUGCUCACCAAGCACAGCGUCGUGCACUGCGAUCUCAAACCUGAGAACGUGCUGCUGAAGCAUCCUACAAAGUCCAGUAUCAAGGUCAUUGAUUUUGGAAGCAGUUGUCUCGAAAACGAAAAGGUUUACACCUAUAUCCAGUCGCGCUUCUACCGUUCACCCGAGGUCAUUUUGGGCAUGUCGUACAACAUGGCGAUCGACAUGUGGUCCUUGGGAUGUAUUCUCGCAGAGCUGUACACAGGAUACCCUCUUUUCCCUGGCGAGAAUGAGCAGGAACAACUUGCUUGCAUCAUGGAAAUCCAGGGAGUUCCAGAUCGAUACCUCAUUGAGCGGGGCACUCGCAAGAAGGUGUUUUUUGAUCCUCUUGGAAACCCGAAAUUGGUCGUUAAUUCAAAGGGCAAGAAGCGCAGGCCGGGCUCAAAGACCUUGGGGCAGGCCCUCAAGUGCAGUGACCCGUUGUUCCUUGACUUUAUCUCCCGGUGCCUUAUCUGGGACCCUGAGAAGCGCAUGAAGCCGCGGGAGGGACUGCAGCAUGAGUGGAUCUCGGACAUCCGCACUCCUGUACGCUCUCUUUUCAGUCCGCCUCCUGCCUCUGAUACCACUCUGAAUAGCAGCAUCAGUAGCAACGGUUCAUUGUCUUCUCGGCGCCGUAGCUCGAUGUAA